AGCGACCAGUCCGUGAACAAUUGAAGCGUUCUGUGUGCUUUUUCCUCCUGUAUAACAGUUAGAUGACAAAGUUGACCGACAUUUACGUACGCGUGGCAUGUCGAUGCCGGAGGUUGUAUUCCCAAGAUGCAGAGGAACGUCAGGACGCAGCUUGCAGCAAGCGCCGCCGGCAGCUCCACUAGAAGCGCCCCGGGACACGCCCCUGCUCGCUCUUCCCGCAUCGCGGCCACGCGCCUGCACGGCUGCAGGCAAUCAGCAAUCUGCACACCUGUAUCUGAUGAGGGCAGACGGCAUAAAGACCAGCACACCCAAAGAUCCAGUGCCGGAACGUAGUUCACUCCACGUACUGUGCGCCUCACUUCUCUGGACUUCCCGCCGGACUUUGGACUGCUUCCCUCAAUCCUCGACCCCCGCACGGAAAUGGACCUCAACACCUUUCUCCAGCCCCCGACCUCUCGCUUGCCCAUGGACUGCCUUGUUGCCUUUCCCCUCUGGAAUUUUGAAGGAUCCAUCCAACACGCACAAACAACACACGGUGGUAACAUUUACAUUGUUAAGUCUUCACAUCGUCUUGCACCAUACACUCUUAGUAUCAUACACACCCCAGUACAUCAUCAAGUCUAGGUACGCUGAUGCGCAAUUGCCUGCAGCUUUGUCGCUGCGUGGGCGUGCUGCGCCCAGCGCGAGCAGGGCCGUGUCUGAGCGCGCAGCAGAGGUCCCGGCAGCUCCGGCUGCCGAGGAAAAGCAGCUGAAGGAGAUCGACCCGGCCGUGGAAAAAGGAAACGGCUACUGCAUGGAACAGAAAUCAAGUACCACCAUCAACGUGCACGAAACUCACCGAGAGUCUGUUUCCCAGGCCUUAGACUUCAUCUCCGAUAAUUUCCCAAGCGAGGUACCUAAUCUCAAUCCUUCUAAUGCUGAUUUACCUCCAGACAAUGAAGAUCCCCAUAGUGUUUCUAAUGUGUCAGAGGAGCCAGAGGUUAUGGCACUGCUGGAAGAUCCUGUGCUGGACACGGGUCUGAAGGGGGACAGCUCCCCUCUGCUAGUAUGUCUGAAAGUAAUGCAAAGCCCAUUGGCAACCGUCGAUGUCAACGAGAACUAA
Entelurus aequoreus (snake pipefish) is the source of this 1102-nucleotide messenger RNA. RefSeq lists its product as uncharacterized. The record is from RefSeq and is a predicted model, not a curated record. Lineage: Eukaryota; Metazoa; Chordata; Actinopteri; Syngnathiformes; Syngnathidae. The transcript has 7 exons. Bases 98 to 1102 code for a protein of 334 amino acids.